Molecule: messenger RNA, 939 nt
Organism: Musca domestica (house fly)
Lineage: Eukaryota; Metazoa; Arthropoda; Insecta; Diptera; Muscidae
Product: trypsin-1-like
Exons: 3
Coding region: 1-939 (312 amino acids)
Biological process (GO): proteolysis
Molecular function (GO): serine-type endopeptidase activity
Source: RefSeq, a predicted model, not a curated record
AUGAAAAAGACGAAGAAGAACAUGUGUGGUGAUAAACACCUAAACCCGGUGCUGGACACAAUGGGCGGUCGUCUUUGGAUAAUGAAAAACGAUGAUAGUAAAAGUCACACUAGGCAGGCGACAAUAGAUAAGUGUGUAUUAAUUCAGGAAGCCCAGGGAAGAGGUUGUUUGAUACCCAAGACAAAACGAAAUGAACGGAGCCCUCACGAGAUGGAAACUAAGGAUAUAGCUGUAACACCACGUUUGGAUGGACGCAUUGUUGGUGGUCAUAAAGUCAAUAUAACCGAUGCUCCACAUCAAAUAUCGCUGCAGACAUCCUCACACAUUUGUGGUGGUUCCCUGAUUUCCAAGCAGUGGAUUUUAACGGCAGCUCAUUGUACCGAAGGCCGCACCCCAGAUCGCCUAAAGGUACGCGUUGGCAGCUCCGAAUACUCCAAGGGUGGCGAGUUAAUUGAUGUCAUGGAAAUUGUCCAACAUGAAAAAUUCAAUUACUCCAAUGUGGAUUAUGAUUAUUCCCUACUCAAAUUGGCCAAGGAAAUUGAAUUUGAUGACACCAAGCAGGCUGUGAAAUUGCCGGAAACCAAAGAUGUUGCCAUGGACGGUACCAUGUGUUUCGUUACCGGUUGGGGUAAUACCCAAAAUGCCACCGAAUCUCGUGAAUGGUUGCGUCUGGCUGAAGUUCCCAUUUUCAAUCAGGAACAAUGUUCAGAUAAAUAUAGGAAAUUUGGUGGUGUCACCGAUCGCAUGAUCUGUGCCGGUUACAUUGAGGGUGGUAAGGAUGCCUGCCAGGGAGAUUCCGGUGGUCCUUUGGUAACCGAGGAGGGUGUUCUGGUUGGUGUGGUUUCAUGGGGUUAUGGUUGUGCCCGUCCCGAUUUUCCCGGCAUCUAUUCGAGAGUUUCAUAUGUUCGUGAUUGGAUUCGUACGAAUACUGGUGUUUAG